CAAGCUCGCGGAGCCGGCGACGCAGCAAGGGAUACGGUACCCUCCCGUCCACGCGACGACAGGACAGACACCCACCCCAUCACCGGAAGCACCGCCAAAGCCCAAAGCCGGCCAAUUCCGACGCCAUGGCCGACGUCGACGACGACGCUGUCCUCUCCGACGUCGACGAGGACCCACUCCCGCCCCCCUCCACCUCUUCCGCCUCUUCCCACAAAUCCCUUCCACAAGCUCAACCCCAAUCACAGUCCGAUGCCCAGGCGCAGCAGCAGCGGCUGCUGGACCUGGCCGCGGAGCUCGAGGAGGAGCGCCGCCUCCGCCGCGCAGCCGAGGCCUCCCUCGCAGAGGCCGAGCCCCGCGUCGCCCGCUUCAAGGCCUUCGCGCAGGAAGCGCUCCGCAAGCGCGACGACCUCACCGCCCAAGCCGCGGCCUCCGCGCGGUCCCUCGCCGCGCUCCAGGCCGAGGCCGCCACCGCCUCCUCCAUGCUCUCCUCUGGCUUCGAGAGGAUCUCCGCCAAGGCCUCCCCUUCCUCGCCCCCCGCACCGCUCCCGACCUCCCAGAAGUACUCCUCCGGCCUCCCGGCCCUCGCGUACGGCGUUCUCAAGCGCGCCAACGAUAUCGUCGACGAACUCCUCGCCCAGAUCGACGCCGCUAACCGCGACCGCGAUCGCGCGCGGGAGCAGAUGGAACACCGCAACUACCAGAUCGCCAUCGAGGUCUCUGAGCUUGAGGCAUCGCUCGCAUCCAGGUCUGCCGAGGGCGAAUCCCUCUCCAAGUCCCUCUCCCAGCGUGAAGCCGAGAUCUCCGAGCUCCGUGAUAAAAUCACCUCUCUCGAGGGGAAGCUCGCCGCGCAGAGGCCCGUGCUCGCGGAACAGAUCGGGUGCACCUCGAAGCUGUAUCACGAGAUGCGGGAGGUGGUCAAGCUGGUCGAUGCCGAAGCUGUCAGUGCCCUAUCGGACUCGGUUUUUGUCUGGAAGGAGACUGACGUCGAGGAGAGCCUCAAGGUGUCUCUGGAAGGGACGAAAUUGGCCUAUGAGCUUGCGGCAAUAGCUCUGGAGAAGGUUGGGGCUUGUAUCGAUGACAAGGAGAGCAAGCUUAGACGUUUGGAGAACAUGGUGGAUGGACUGAUUAAAGAGAAGGAGCACAUUAGUGUACUGCUCCGGAACGCACUGCAGGCCACCACAAGUGAGGUGUUAAAGGUUGCAGAGGAUGGUCUGAGAGAAGCUGGCAUUGAGAUUGGACUUAACGAGCGAAAGGAGCACAUGCUAGGGAGUGUGGAGAAGGACGAGGUUUAUACCCUGGCAGGGGCUCUUGAGAAUACCAUGAAGGAGUCUCAGGUCAAAAUUAUUGAGCUCCAACAUCUUGUCGAAGCACUAAGGGCGGAGUCUGGUUUACUUAGAACAAGGCUAGAAGGGCAAGAGAAGGAGAUUGGUCAGCUAAGAAAGCAAAUAAAAAAUCUUGAAGAGAAGGAGAAGGUGGCAAAUGAAAGCGUUGAGGGUCUGAUGAUGGACGUGACAGCUGCUGAAGAGGAGAUUAAACGGUGGAAGAUGGCAGCAGAGGAGGAAGCUGAAGCUGGUAGAUCAAUUGAACAAGAGUUCCAAAUUCAGAUAUCAUCCCUUCGCAAGGAGUUGGACGAAGCAAACCGAGCUAUGGUGGAGCUAGAAAACAAGCUGAAGUUCAAGGAAGAGACAGCUGCUGCUGCAAUGGCGGCACGCGAUGCUGCAGAGAAGUCUCUAAAGCUAGCAGAUACGCGAUCGUCCAGGCUACGUGAGAGGCUGGAGGAGCUCAACAAGCAGCUCGAAGAAUCAGAUACGAGAACCGAGUCGGUGAAUCGCAAUGGCCAUAGGUACAUGUGCUGGCCAUGGCAGUGGCUGGGACUGAACUACGUGCAGUUACCUCUAGCGGAGACAGACCAGACGUCCAACGAGAUGGAGCUAUCUGAGCCCCUAAUAAUAUAGGUGCUCCGACCUCCAUACUUGUACAGAUUACAGAUAUAUACAGAUCCUGCUCUUUCACUAGAUAAGGGGGAACAGUAGUUUUUUUUUUGGGAGGGGGGUUGGGUUGAUGGGUUCUUGUGUAGAUGUUUUCGCAAUUUCUUGAUGCAUGCUUUGCGGAAAACGGGCGGGUGCUGGAAGGCGCCGUGUAAUUGUAAAAGGUACCACUUAGUGAAGAUGCUGAGAAGUUCAUUCUUUGACAAGAUUGUUCUUG
This is a messenger RNA of Zea mays, 2205 nucleotides long. RefSeq lists its product as uncharacterized. NCBI's taxonomy places the organism in Eukaryota, Viridiplantae, Streptophyta, Magnoliopsida, Poales, Poaceae. The record is from RefSeq and is marked validated. The coding region runs from base 126 to 1955 and encodes 609 amino acids. The transcript has 5 exons.